This is a messenger RNA of Belonocnema kinseyi, 2797 nucleotides long. Its product is annotated as SWI/SNF-related matrix-associated actin-dependent regulator of chromatin subfamily E member 1-like. Gene Ontology annotation, cellular component: SWI/SNF complex. NCBI's taxonomy places the organism in Eukaryota, Metazoa, Arthropoda, Insecta, Hymenoptera, Cynipidae. Gene Ontology annotation, biological process: negative regulation of DNA-templated transcription. The record is from RefSeq and is a predicted model, not a curated record. Gene Ontology annotation, molecular function: nucleosomal DNA binding; nuclear receptor binding. The transcript is spliced from 10 exons. The coding region runs from base 426 to 2669 and encodes 747 amino acids.
UGUUAACUCAAAUAAAUAAGUUAAUUUACUUUUGUUUAAUAAGCACCGUAGUAGGCUGUAUGUGGUCUUCAGAAUUGCAGCUUUCACACCCCAUUUCAGAAAACUUCGAAAGAAAAAUAUAAAUUCACACGUUUCCUAGCACGUCUAUAAACAAAUUCAAACUAUUAUUUAAUAAUAUAAAAAGCUAAUUUUAUCACAGUGGAUUUUCAAUUCUCGCGUUUAAUGCACACUCGCUCUACUCCAUGGACCGAAAAUAGCGGGUGCACAUACCCAUCUAUUUAGGUGCUCUCAGCCAUGAUCUAACAAAUAGAUGGUCUAGCCACGCACAAGUAAAAAAAACCGAACCAAUACGGACCCACCGCUUAAUUUCUCCAUUUUGGAUAAGAAAGGUGGCAAACAGUUAGAAGUGUAAGCAAUUCUUCGAAAUGGCCCUGCCAGCAAACUACAAACAAGUGGCGAUGUCUACUUCGAGUGUCGUUGCUACGAAUCAACGCGUUCGUGCCACUGGUGGAAGCAGCAGCAGUUCAAAUACAAGUAAAGACACACAAAGUCCUUUCAUUCAAACACCCCAUGGUCAUCCAGGAUUUACUCCUCAGAAGGUUGGAAAAAACACAGCUGCUGAUUCUAGGACUCCGAAACCACCUAAACCGCCAGAAAAACCUCUUAUGCCGUACAUGAGAUACAGCAGAAAAGUUUGGGAUCAAGUUAAAGCUCAGAACCCGGAAUUAAAAUUAUGGGAAAUAGGCAAAAUCAUUGGUCAAAUGUGGAGGGAGCUGCCAGAGGUUGAUAAAACUGAAUUCAUAGAAGAAUAUGAGACGGAAAAGGUCGAGUAUGAGAAAAGUUUGAAAUCUUACCACAACUCUCCAGCAUACUUAGCGUAUAUUGCUGCCAAAAAUCGUGGAAAGUCAGAUUCACGUCUUGUAUCUAAUGCAGCGUUGUGUGCAGCACAACAAAGUACUGAUGAUCGCGAAAGUCAUGAACGAUCAUCAGGAAGUAGCAAAAGCCAAGCAGCUCAGGAUAGACGCAUUGAUAUUCUACCCGCUGAAGAUGAAGAUGAUCAAGACGAUGGAUAUACAGUGAAGCACGUGGCUUACUCUCGGUACACUCGUAAUCAUCGGCUCAUUAACGAAAUAUUUAGCGACACUGUAGUGCCGGAUGUACGAUCUGUCGUUACUACUCAAAGAAUGCAAGUUCUUCGUCGGCAAGUUCAGUCCCUCACGAUGCACCAAAAAAAAUUAGAAGCUGAACUUCAGCAAAUUGAAGAAAAGUACGAGGCAAAGAAGCGAAAGUUUGUUGAAGCGAGUGAAGUCUUUCAGGAAGAACUAAAAAAACAUUGCAAACCUGCGGUGGAUGAAGAUGCAUUCAAUAAGAUGGUGGAACGCCAAUAUGACCUUCUACGCCGUGAUAGACUUAAGGGUCCUGAGGAAAACCGUUCUGAUGGACCAGCAUCCAGUGAAUCAACACCAAAUUCAACACCCACGCCGACGACAGCUGCUAUGAAUGAGGAAGUUUCAGCUGAUCAAUCAACCGAUAACGAUCCAAUGGAGAAAAAAUCGAUAGAACCGGGAAAGAUACAGAAAAAGGGAACUCAAUCGCCUCCUUAUGAGGAAGGAAAACCAGAAGUAGCAGUACAACCAAACUCUCCCCAUCAAUCGAACACUGCUGGAAAUUACCCGGGUGCGAUUUCUCCGAUGGUUCCAACUCCAUCACAACAGCAGUCAUCUCCAUCGCCAAUCCCUCAAUCGAAUCAACAACUGCAGUCUCAGAUUCCGUCACCUGGUCAACAAUCGCAGGGGACGAUGCCUCAACCAAAUCAAGCACAACUGGUUUCUCCGUCACAAAUGCAACAGCAGCAACAAACUCAGCUGCAGCUACAAUCGCAGCCACAACAAUUACAAUCUCAACAGCAACAAUUGCAAUCUCAACAACAGCAGGUACAAUCUCAACCACCACUACAACAACCUCUACCAUCUCAACAGCAACCAUUGCAACCGCAACAACAGCCACUGCCACCACCACAACAACCUCCCCAGCAGUUACCGUCACAACCACCAGCAGCUUCUCCAGCUCCACCAACCCCAACGCCGCCUCCAGCAUCUCCUAUGCAACACCCACCGCACCAAUCUGCAGGAAUUCUUCCAAAUCACUCGGUAACACCACACCCAGGACCUCAAGGCGCACCACAAAUUCUUCCCGCUACAGGGGCUCCAACUACUACACAUACAGGUCCCAUGAUGCCACCAGGUCAAGCUUAUCCACAGCAAUAUCCUUCUGGCGGUCAACAGCCGCAAAACGUUCCCCUUGCUCCCAGGCCUCCACAUCCUUCAUACGGUUAUACACAGCAACAAACGUACCACCAACCAUACCCACAGUAUCCACAUCCCUACUAUCAUCAACCUUACUCUCAAUACCCAUCCCAUGCGAUGGGAAGGCCACAUCCUCAUGGACCUCAUAGUCCACAUAGUCCUCAUUAUCAUCCUCAGUCUCCCCAUGGAGUAGCAGAUAGUAGUGGUGGUAACAAUGCUCCACUGAGCACAAGUUCCGUAUCCAGUUCUGAUGUAGGGAAUCCGAAUUUUUCCCCUGCUCCGAUGCACAAUGAAAGUGAGCGAUCGGUACCACCCGAAGGUCAGGGGGAGGGACAAGCGGAUGUUAAGCCGAACUCGGGGUGAAUUAUUUUGUAAGGACUUAGGGUUGUUAAUUCUGAAAGUAGUAUUAUAUAUUCAUGUAAUAUUAUUUUAGCAUACGAUUUUGAAGUUGAAUAAAUUUUUGGUGCAUAAGAAUAGCAUAUUGCAAAUUA